Messenger RNA from Panonychus citri (citrus red mite), 315 nucleotides. It is a transcript of the gene EMC6, whose product is annotated as ER membrane protein complex subunit 6-like. Bases 1 to 315 code for a protein of 104 amino acids. The transcript is spliced from 2 exons. Gene Ontology annotation, biological process: protein folding in endoplasmic reticulum; autophagosome assembly. Lineage: Eukaryota; Metazoa; Arthropoda; Arachnida; Trombidiformes; Tetranychidae. The record is from RefSeq and is a predicted model, not a curated record. Gene Ontology annotation, cellular component: endoplasmic reticulum; membrane; EMC complex.
AUGUUCGAGGAGAAUUCAUUCACCCUUACCGGUGCCAUGAGAACCAACAUGGUUAUUUUGGAAUAUUUUAAAACCUCAAUGUCGGCAAUCUCAGGGUUCACUGCGGGUGUAAUUGGUUUAUAUGGACUUUAUGGUUUCAUUUUUUACUUUCUUUGUGCAUUCCUACUAUGGGCAUUGAUCUUAUUAAGAAUUGGUCCCGAUUAUAAGAGAUAUUUCCACAAGAGAACAAUUAUUUUCACCAAUGGCCUAGGAUCUGGUCUUUUUACUUAUGUCCUUUUUUGGACCUUUCUCUAUGGAAUGGUUCAUGUAUAUUGA